AUGGAUUCUACGCCUCCUUAUCAUCGAUCGAGCACUAAAUUAGCUUCGCGUCUCGCUCGUGUUGUCAACGACGAUUCUCUCGAAGAUUCGAAGCAAGAACCUCUCAAUCUCUCUCUUGAUUUGGUUCUACACUCUCCGAAGAGCAACGACACUCCUUACCCAUCACCUGUCGCAUCUUCUCCGGUCUCUCUUCGCGAUAUCCUUCUCUUAUCUCCUUCUCCGCUUCGCAAAUCGAAGACCCGUUUAGCCGAUCGGCUCGAAAUGGCCUCCGAAGAUGCAGCGGAUCCAGCUGCGGUGGUUCGUAAGCGAGGGAAGACGAGAGGCGGGCAAAAGGGUCUUUUGGCUUCUCCAAGGAAUACCCGGAGAUCGAGGCGUAGAUCGGAGGCAGUGGAAGAGAAAGAAGCUACUAAUGAAGUGAUUGAAGAAAUCGUAAAGCCCAGAAAACGGAAAUACAAUGGUCGAUCGAAGAAGGAAAAGCAAAAUUCGGCUCCUUUGUUACCUUCUUCAGAUCUUCCAAGUGAAGAAUAUGUUUGUCAAAGCGAGUUGAAUCGGAUUGGAGAGAUAAUUAGUGAUUUGGUUAUGUGGAGAGAUGUUGCAAAAUCGACUCUCUGGUUCGGUUUUGGAUCUUUAUGUUUCCUUUCUUCCUGCUUUGCCAAAGGAGUUAACUUUAGCGUUUUCUCGAUGGUUUCCAAUUUCGGACUUGUGUUACUUUGCGGCUCGUUCCUGUCAAACUCAUUUUGUCAAAGGAAAAACGAAGAUACAAAGAGAGAGUUCCAUGUGAGUGAAGAUGAUGUCUUGUGCUUAGCCAGAAGAUUCCUUCCUGCUACCAACUUUGUGAUUUCAAAGACUAGUCAGCUCUUUUCAGGAGAACCAUCAAUGACACUCAAAGUGACACCAUUUCUGCUAAUUGGAGCUGAGUACGGGCAUCUCAUAACUCUGUGGAGGCUAUCCGCAUUUGGUUUCUUCCUCAGCUUCACUAUCCCAAAGCUGUAUUCAUGUUACACCCAUCAGAUUAGCCAAAAAGUUGAAAGAGUGAAUACAAGAAUAGGUGAAGCAUGGGGAAUGUGCUCACACAAGAAGAUCUUGGCAGGCUCUGCUGUGACAGCCUUUUGGAACUUGACAAGCAUCAGAACCCGAAUCUUUGCCGUUUUUAUCAUCCUGGUGAUAUUUCGGUAUAGGAGACAGAAUCUACAGCUAAAUCCCGAGGAAGUCGAGCUUGUUGAGGAUGCGAAGCAAGAAAAAGAAACACCUCCACAGGAAGAAGAACAGACGCAGCCACAAGAUGAGCAAGCAUUAGUGGAAGUGGUUGCCGAAAUUGAAGGUUCAAAGAAACUCUAG
Messenger RNA from Arabis nemorensis, 1338 nucleotides. The record is from the annotation of a GenBank genome assembly. NCBI's taxonomy places the organism in Eukaryota, Viridiplantae, Streptophyta, Magnoliopsida, Brassicales, Brassicaceae.